AUGACCGAUUCCAAGGUUCCCGAUGUUGUGGUGCAGGCCCACGAUAGCCCUAUUGCAAGCGAGAUCGUGGUGCAGGCAUCUCAGCCUGGCAAGCCACCUUCAGCCUUCCCUUCACCAAAAGCUGAUACUUCAGACAACUCUGAUGCUUCAAAUGAUCCCCAGGGCGGUCCGUCGCCUGAAAUUGGCUCUCCCAUACCUUCUGGCAACUUGGACAGCACUGAAAAUGAGAGUCAGGAAGUCAAGUAUGGAAAGGAUAGUUGGCCCAUCCUGCCUCCGAAGUCCCCCUAUAAGGCGUCCAGUGCGCAGGCUAAGCGCUACAACAUUGCAUACAGAAAAGCGGUUGAACUAGCGAUGAUACACGCCAAGCAAAAGGGCAUCGACCUUCCUUCGAAGUUUACGCGUACUUUCAACGACCCUGUGCCCCCUAAUGUGUCCGCGUCUCUUCGCCAAUAUUAUGUGCCCAAACUCCCGGCUUUGGCUCGCGGGCUGAAAUCUCUGGGCUCAGAUGUUUGGGAAUUCAUCCCUGAGGAGGAGCUACAACAGGCAGGAGAUGAUACUUUGGCUGCGGACGAAAUUCCCCACAAGACGCUCUCAAAGAAGCGCAAGAGAAAGGAUGUUCCGAGUGUUCCUGAGUCCUCUCUGCAGUCACCCCCGGUACCGACCCCGACCACCAUUAAAAAGGGCAACGAGUAUAUGCCUUUGGCGAGCCGCAAGAGCCAUCUUUAUGCAGGAGAGCGAUUUGUUCCUUGUAUUCAAUGCGUCAAAAAUGCGGCUGGAGGAAAGAGUCUUGGGGUCUGCAUAGGAACUAAAAAGCAGGGUACUAAGCGCUGCGAGUCUUGCAUCGAAGGAAAUCACAAGUGCGAGGCUGUCCUGCAGGUCAUUUUGCCUUUUGCAGACUUGCUUCUGGGGACGUGUCUGGUGCUUGGUUUGAAGCAUAUUGACAAGGUCCUCAUCAGCAAUGGCACUAUGGAUCGGGCGCGCACAGCUUAG
Messenger RNA from Cryphonectria parasitica EP155, 990 nucleotides. RefSeq lists its product as uncharacterized. NCBI's taxonomy places the organism in Eukaryota, Fungi, Ascomycota, Sordariomycetes, Diaporthales, Cryphonectriaceae. The record is from RefSeq and is a predicted model, not a curated record. The transcript has 4 exons. Bases 1 to 990 code for a protein of 329 amino acids.